AGUGGUCUGAUCAUUUGCAGGAUGAAACCACGGACCAGCAUGUCCAUGAGACAGAGACACACACCCGCUGUCUGCCGCCUGCUGCUGCUGCUGUUGCUGCUGCUGGGGACAGGAGGACAUCAGUGUCUCGCAGCUCGUCCUCGUCCUCUGCUCGUGUUCCUGAUCGAUGGUUUCCGCUAUGACUACAUGGAUGACCUGCACGCGCUGCCCGGGUUCCGCGAGCUCGUGGACAACGGAGUGAAGGUCGAUUACAUGACUCCAGACUUCCCCAGUUUAUCAUACCCCAACUACUACUCACUGAUGACAGGCCGUAACUGUGACAUUCAUCAGAUGACUGGAAACUACAUGUGGGAAGAAGCCUCCAACAAAGAGUUUCUGAUCGGGACCAACAGUGACAGUCGAUUGCCUCUCUGGUGGGAUGGAUCAGAGCCGCUAUGGGUCACCCUGCAGAAACUGGGAAAGAAGGUUUUCAUGUACUACUGGCCUGGCUGCGAGGUGGAGAUUCUGGGUGUCCGUCCAUCAUUCUGUGAGGAAUACGUCUACAACCCAUCAGAGAAAAACCUCACAGACUCGAUAGUGAAUGCUCUCAAUGUCCUGAGGUCAGGCGAAGCGGGCAUGGCUGCAAUAUAUUAUGAGAAAAUAGAUGUAGAGGGCCAUCACUUCGGUCCAGACUCUCAUCAGAUCAGAACAGCUGUGCUACAGCUGGAUCUCGCUCUGCAGACACUCAACAGCAAAAUCAAAGAGAAAAACAUGGUGAACCAGCUGAACAUUAUGCUAUUUUCAGACCAUGGUAUGACAAAGCUCCAGUGGAUGGAGAAGGUCAUAGAGCUGGACAAGUAUGUCAGCAUGUCAGCCAUUGCCAAGAUGAUGGACAGAGGAGCCGUGGUCAGUCUGUGGCCCAAAGAUAACAAGUACCAAGAGGUGUAUGCCGCAUUGUCCCAGGUCCCCAACAUGCGUGUCUAUGGCAGACAGGAGAUCCCUGAACGUUUCCAUUUCAAAGGAGGGAAGUUUGUUCCCCCCCUGACGCUGGUGGCUGAGCCAGGCUGGUUUAUCAUCGAGAACAAGGCAAAACUCCCAUAUUGGAAAAACGACUCUGGGGAGGCCUCAGGAUGGCAAAACGGUUGGCAUGGUUACGACAAUGAGUUCCUCGACAUGAGAGGCAUUUUCUUGGCGACAGGACCUGACUUCAAGCGGAAUGUUCGGGCGGCUCCAAUCCGAGCAGUGGACGUCUAUAACGUGAUGUGCUGGACGCUGGGAGUGAAGCCUUUGCCCAAUAAUGGGUCCUGGUCUCGGGUAGAGUACUUCCUGAAUGGCUCUGAUGGUCCAUCCCGACCCACAGCCCUCUGCUGGAUGGGUUUGUUAGGAAUACUGCUUGCACUAUGGUACUAAAGUAUUGAACUGUUCAGUGCUUAUGGCAUCUGAUGGUUUGGAUCUGCUAGAAAGAGUCAGAACAUUAAACCGUGUACAGGUUAAUGCAUCUAAAAGUAAGGGAAAGGCAAUGAAACAGCUGGAAAGCUGGAAAAUGUCACCUUGAAAUAGUUAUAGCAUUGUUAAGGACCAAGAAGUCGAAGCCUGAAAGGGCCCGGAGAGUUUUCCAGGACCUCAUCUCAACUUCCUAAAUAGACCGGACUUCCUCACAUUUUCUCUUCUUUCUCCAGCUCUCUUUGCCUGAUCAACAUGUAUUCAUAUUUGAGGUUGUACACAUCUUAAAUGCAAAAAUUGUUAAUUUUGUUACCUUCUGUAAUUUCUCUUGAUAACCUUUCGUUGUCAAUCAUAGUGAAAAAGUAAAAGU
This is a messenger RNA of Sebastes umbrosus (honeycomb rockfish), 1792 nucleotides long. Its product is annotated as glycerophosphocholine cholinephosphodiesterase ENPP6-like. The coding region runs from base 22 to 1389 and encodes 455 amino acids. Lineage: Eukaryota; Metazoa; Chordata; Actinopteri; Perciformes; Sebastidae. The record is from RefSeq and is a predicted model, not a curated record. The transcript is spliced from 8 exons.